This is a messenger RNA of Musa acuminata AAA Group (dessert banana), 1260 nucleotides long. Its product is annotated as reticulon-like protein B8. The transcript is spliced from 7 exons. The record is from RefSeq and is a predicted model, not a curated record. Bases 324 to 1052 code for a protein of 242 amino acids. NCBI's taxonomy places the organism in Eukaryota, Viridiplantae, Streptophyta, Magnoliopsida, Zingiberales, Musaceae.
UUUCAUCCUGUGAGCUUAAUAGGAAGAAAAGGGUAAAGAAUGAAGAGAAAAAAAAUCUUUGGAAAGGAGGGCCAAAUGCCACCACACGUUUCCCAUUAAUGAUUGAUGAUGGGCAGCAACCCACCAGUGCUCUGCUGAGGCUUCGUCAUCUUCAACCACACCAUUGAAUCCAUUUUCCACUGGUUCGCUCCUCACCUUCUUCUUCUUCUUCUUCUUCUGAUUUGCUACUGAGAAGCUUCUAUUUUCAGAACAUCUGAUUCACUUGGACACUUCAAGCCACCGUCCCUCAUUUUCUGUAAGGAAAAAAAGAUACGCCUGAAAAGAUGGAGCAUGCAGCUGGAAAUAUUCUCAACAAUAUAAUGGAAACAAUAGCUGAUGGUGUCCAACAGCAUAAGCCUGAGAUUGAAGAACAAAAUACAGCCUCUGCCCGGGUGAGAAAACUAUUUGGACGCCAGAAAACCAUUCAUAAGAUCUUGGGUGGUGGACAAUCUGCUGAUGUGCUGCUAUGGAGGAACAAGAAAAUCUCUUCUAGUGUCUUGACAUGUGCAACAGUUAUCUGGGUUCUCUUUGAAUGGCUUAAUUACCAUUUCUUGACUCUGAUAGCCUUUGCACUAUUUCUCGGAAUGCUUAUUCAGUUUGCUUGGUCUUCUGCCUCUGUUGUACUAAACAGAUCGACAUCUCAAGUGCCUCGACUUGUUAUACCCGAUGACCUAUUUGCUAAUGUUGCUGUUUCUCUUGGUGCCCAAAUCAAUCAAUUCUUGGGAUUCAUUCAAGAUGUUGCAUGUGAAAGAAACUUGAAGCGAUUUCUUGUGGUUGUAGCAAGCUUGUGGGCUGCUGCUAUUAUAGGGACAUGGUGCAAUCUCCUCACUGUUGUUUAUGUCGGAUUUGUUUGCGCUCAUACGCUGCCAAUAGUGUAUGAGAAAUAUGAAGAUCAAAUUGAUGACUUUCUAUAUAACCUCCUCGGGCAGUUCCAGAAUCACUAUAGCAAGCUGGAUGUGAGUGUGCUGAGUAAACUAUCCAAAGGAAAUCUCAGAUCAAAGAAGAAUGACUAGAGUCCAUCCUUCUUUGGUUCAUCUUGUCUUUUAUUGUGUGAUCGACAUGCUGUAUUGCUGUCAAAUAAAGAUGAAAACCUCCACCACUACUGUGAACACAACAGCAGCAAUUCUGUGCAUAGUCUUUUUGCCACUGAAUGCUGGUUUCUGAUAUCCCAACUGGUUGUCAAGCAAUUAUGCAAACAGAGCAUGAUGUUCUUUAGGUCAA